Myxozyma melibiosi is the source of this 714-nucleotide messenger RNA. RefSeq lists its product as uncharacterized. The record is from RefSeq and is a predicted model, not a curated record. Gene Ontology annotation, biological process: proteasome-mediated ubiquitin-dependent protein catabolic process. The annotation marks the transcript as partial. NCBI's taxonomy places the organism in Eukaryota, Fungi, Ascomycota, Lipomycetes, Lipomycetales, Lipomycetaceae. The transcript has 5 exons. Gene Ontology annotation, cellular component: cytosol; proteasome regulatory particle, base subcomplex; nucleus. Gene Ontology annotation, molecular function: polyubiquitin modification-dependent protein binding.
AUGGUUUUGGAAGCUACCAUGAUAAUAAUCGACAACUCCGAGUACAUGCGGAACGGAGACUUCACGCCAUCACGGUAUGAAGCGCAGUCGGAUGCUGUCAACCUGAUCUUCUCCGCAAAGACACAAUCGAAUCCCGAGAGCGCGGUCGGGUUGAUGACCAUGGCGGGCAGAGCACCAGAGGUGCUUGUCACUUUAACGACAGAUUUCGGAAAAGUACUGUCGUCGAUGACACGGACUAAAGUCCAUUCGUCCGCCCAUCUUACUACCGCCAUACAAGUCGCAGCCCUCGCUCUAAAGCACCGUCAAAACAAAGCACAGCGCCAGCGAGUGAUUGUCUUUGUGGGCAGUCCCGUGACCGAGGACGAGAAGGACCUGAUCAAGCUCGCAAAGAAGAUGAAGAAGAACAACAUAGCCGUUGACUUUAUCAACUUUGGCGAGGACGCCGAGAAUGUCGACAAGCUCGAGAAGUUUAUCGCAAACGUCAAGUCUGGGGAGAACAGUCAUCUUGUGAACAUCCCACCAGGCCCGCACCUCCUUUCGGACGUGAUUGUGACCUCUCAAAUCCUGACCGACGAAGACGGCAUCCCGCAGGUCUCCGUCGGCGGCGGUGCUUCGGGCGGCGACUCGUUCGAGUUCGGCGUCGAUCCCAACCUCGAUCCCGAGCUCGCGCUCGCGCUGCGCAUGUCGCUUGAAGAAGAGCGCGCGCGGCAGGAG